Molecule: messenger RNA, 1812 nt
Organism: Closterium sp. Yama58-4
Lineage: Eukaryota; Viridiplantae; Streptophyta; Zygnematophyceae; Desmidiales; Closteriaceae
Source: the annotation of a GenBank genome assembly
AUGCGUCGCGGAUUAUCCCGUUUCCGAGUCGCGUUGCAUGUUCAGUCUGCCUGCUCUACAAUGGCUUUCUUAUCGCGCCUUCAGAGGGCGGGGCUGCUCGCCCUCUGCCUGUUCUCCCUGGUUGCUGCGUCAAUAGCUGCACCUCUCGCCGGCCCCAAGUGCAAGAACCGCUUUCCCAAAUACCCGCUGUGCAAGUUCGUCAACGACAUGGCGACGUCGUUCAAGCCCACCGUCGUCGACGCUGCCAGCGGCAAGACGCUUCAGAUUAGCGCCUACCAGAUCUACCACAAAUUUCACCGCGACCUGCCGGCGACGAAGCAGUACGCGUACGGAAUGGACGCGAAUACGGCGUCGUAUCCGGGGCCCAUCCUGAUCGCGAAGAAGGGCGUGCCUACCAAGGUGUACUGGCAGAACAAGCUGCAGGACCGCCAGCACAUGUUCACCAACGACUUCACGCUCUUCCCCGGCAUGGCCAAGCCCAAGAUGGGCGGCAUUCCCAUCGGCACGGAGGCGAGCAGGCGAGCAACUUCGACGGGCACCCCGACGUGGUUCACGCAGUUCGGCGAGGUCGGCCCCACCUUCAAGUCGCGCCUGUACCGCUACGGCAACAUGCAGAGCGCGUCGCUCAUCUGGUUCCACGACCACGCCAUGGGGUGGACGCGCCUCAACACCGUUGCCGGCCUCGCCGGCGCGUACAUCAUCGUGGAUCCCAAGGGCGACGAGAAGAACCUCCAGUUCCUCCCGCAGCCUGGCAGCGCGCGCUACGUGCCGCUCGUGCUCGCGGACCGCUCGUUCUUCGCCAACGGGUCGAUCGACUACCCGAUCAAGGGGCUCGUGCCCAACGUGCACCCGCACUGGGUGCCCGAGUACUUUGGUAACCACCUUCUCGUCAACGGCGUCGUGUGGCCGUACCUCAAGGUCCGCCGCGCGCUGUACCGCUUCCGCGUGCUGGGCGGGUCGAACGCGCGCUUCUACAACCUCAAGUUCACGUGCGCGGGACGCGGCGACUACCCCAACUUCAUUCCCCCGCUCAAGGGCCCCAAUCGGUUCGGAUGGCGGGUACCUGGCGGCGCCGGUGCGGCUGUCGUCGCUACUGGUGAUGCCGGGCGAGCGGAUGGACAUUCUGGUGGACUUCAACGGCGCGCCGGGCACUGCAAGGACAUCAUCCUCACCAACGACGCGCGCGCCCCCUACCCCGCCGGCGAGCCCACCGACGCCAACACCGGCGUCGUCAUGCGCUUCGUGCUCGCCAAGCGCACCGCGAUCCCCGCCCCGCCCAUCCCCAGCUCCCUCGUCAGCAUUCCGAAGGUAGAUCUGUGCAGCGUGGCGCGCGUGCGGUACAACACGCUGGAGGAGAUCAUGGACCCGGGCACGCAGCUGCCCAUCCGCGUGACCAUCGACGGCAAGAUGCACCACGACCCCGCCACCGAGAUCGCCAAGGAGGGCACGACGGAGCUGUGGAACAUCAUCAACCUGAGCGCGGACGCGCACGCCAUGCACCUGCACCUCAUCCAGCACCGCCCCAUCUCGCGCCGCCCCUUCGACGUCGCCAAGUACACGGCGGGCAAGUGCUCGUUUAAGGACAAGACCAAGCCCAGCUGCUACACUGGCCCGGCUGUUGACGUCGACCCCAAUGAGCGCGGGUGGAAGGACACAACCAGGGCGCUCCCUGGCGAGGUGCUCACGAUUUACACUCCGUUCUACCAGCAGUCGGGGGCGAAGACUUUCGACUUUGAUGCGAGCCUCGGCCCAGGCUAUAUGCUGGAGCACGAGGAGAAUGACAUGAUGCGGCCGCUCAUUAUCACCAAGUGA